Molecule: messenger RNA, 2682 nt
Organism: Marasmius oreades (fairy-ring Marasmius)
Lineage: Eukaryota; Fungi; Basidiomycota; Agaricomycetes; Agaricales; Marasmiaceae
Exons: 2
Coding region: 50-2401 (783 amino acids)
Source: RefSeq, a predicted model, not a curated record
GAGCAGUUGGGUUUGACCCUGAUCAUCACCAUAUUUGACGAUAGCUACGAUGUUCUCUUCCCCAUCCUCGACGCCGCCAACCUCGCCUAGGCGUCGUCUUUUGUCGCGUAGAGGCUCCACGACUGCGUUCGAUCCGUAUGCUAAACACGCUGAAAUGAAUCGUCACCCCGACCGCUCGUCCUUCAGUACCCUUACCAUCGUCCGAGUUCCGCCGCAACAACCGCAACCUGAGCAUUUCGCUUUACAUGAACCAUCGAGCGCACGUAGACAUCACAAUCACACACGUACUGGGAGCGGUGGGAGAAAUGGAGGGUCCACAGGACCUGGAGGAGGUUCAAACUCUGUCUCAGGCCGUUUGAGUUUUGCUUUUUCCACUUUUGCACCCCCCGGAGGUCAUGGUAGAGGAGAACAGGCAUCAUCGCCGUCCUCAUCGCCGUCCUCAUCACCCAGACUUCGACCUUCUUCCCCUCAUCGUUCAUCAUUCACUGGAGGAGUGAAACCACGGUUGACUGCAGAUCAGCUGUACGAGUUAGCACAUCGCUCAACGAAUCCUGGUUAUCUCAACUUCAAUAAUAAUAUGGAGCAAAAUGCCAACUUCACUCCUCUCCCGCCCGCGGUCUAUCUACCGUUCAUCGACAGACCCUCUGAGGUAGCUGCUCUUCUAAACUCUACCCCAACCAAGAAAUUGUUCGCUCUACUCAGUCAAACUUUCCCAAAAGAAUCUUCUGCGUCAGUGACACAACCCCCCUCCACGGAUAUCACCCUAGAUAAAAUACCCUCCGACCCCACCAAAUGGACCUAUACACAUCUAGUCACAUUCACCACGCAGACGACACGUUCUGUCGUUCCAGAUGCGCUUUUUAUCGCUCUAUUGAGGAAAUGCAUAUUGUAUCGGAGCGAACUUAUCUGGGAACGUGUCAAAGGCGCGUUAGGAGUUCCACCUGAGUUGGAUAUUGAUCUGGAUGUGAACUUUAGCGUGGAAGAAUCUGGCAACGUUUUCGAUUCUUCAUCUUCGGAAAGUGGGGCAAAUAGCGAUAUGGAAGAUGGUGGAAUGAAGGCGAAAGGGGAUCGGGAAGGUUGGGACAUGGUUGAGAGUCCUGUCGUGGAGAAGGAGCAUGUCCUAGGUAUUUCCGAGGGGGAGAAGGAACAGGAAGAGUUUAAAGCCAAGGUCAAUGCUGCGCUGAACGCUCCCCCUCGCGUUAAAGUAUCAGCCCUCGAGAAAUCCGAUUCAGCUGACUCUGGCCAUACCACCAUCUCCCCAACACCACGUGGUAGAAAUACACCACCAUCUUCCAAGCAUAAAACCCUUCCUUCAACCGCAUCCAUAGCGGAGAGCAACGAGGAGCUCUCGCCUGUUCCACAAAUUGUGACGCAAUUACCGACACCCAACACGUCCAAGCAUAGCUUCGAUACUACGCACAAACCACCUCGCACUGUAUCCCUAUCUAGGCACCGCACUCUGAGCACCGGACACACUCGUUCAUCCUCUCUUUCAUCCUGGCUGGGUAGCGCUGUCUCUCCUGAACCUGAACCUGAGCCGGACUGGUCGUCAUCAACCCCUGCCGACUUCGGCUCUAAUCAUGUAGACUUUGGUCUGAGUUCGUCUCCGGUGGACGACUUUGGCGGCGGUUCCCCAUACCUGGAAUCCUCUGUGUCAGUUGAUUUAUUAUUCAUCGAGCCUGUGGUACCCUUGUUAUCACCAGGUGUACUAUCUCCUGGUGUGAAUCCGCCGCCGUUGUCGUUGGAAGGUGGUACGAGUGUGGGUGGGGAGGGAGGUUUAGGUGAUAUCAUUGAAGGUGAAGAGGAGGAAGAUGGUGCCAACGAGGAUCAAGAGAAGAAAGAGGAAGAUUUGAAGAAGCUCCAGGUCCAAGGGUUGCGACUUUCCCUAUCUUCCUCAAACUCUACGCCUAGCUCUCCUACUAUUGGUUCACCGAACCGACUAUCGUGGCAUAGCAGUUAUAGCGGUGGCAACAGUCCUAUUUCAUCUCCUGUCACUGAUUCGAACCGGCCGCCUAGUUGGGGCUCGUCUUCUCGUAGAAGUUCGUUUGGAACUGGUUCUCCUGCAGUGUUGACGAGGACAGGGUCGAGUGGAAGCUUGACAGGGAUGGCUAUGCAGUUGAGUGCCAUGGGAGGCCCCAGUAGUUGGAGCUCAGCACAAGGCGACACGGGAAUUGGGUACCGCUACGACCCUGUAGGCGACAGAGUACCCGGGAACCCUUUGUUCCCUAGUAAUUUUUCACGUUUAACUUCUGGACCUACUUUGGCGGCGAACAACCCAUCGCUCCGUUCUCUAGCCAUGCCACCCGCCACCCGAUUCAGUCGCCCUACGCUGAAAUUGAGAAGGGGUUCUAAUACCUCCGUGUCAGAUUAUGCUGUGACACUUUCGAGUGAAGGGAUAUAAACCGCCAUCGGAAUGCUAGAAAGGUUUCGUCUUGUUCACUCAAUUAACUCCGGGGUAAACAUGAUUACAUUUUCCCCUUACCGAAGGAUCAUUGCUUUCACACUGCUCUCUCAUCGUUGUUAUUCUCAAAAAAGCGGCUAUAUUUCAUCUGGAUCCGUGGCGAUACACACGUAACGCGCCGCACGUCGGGUAAUGGUAUAAUAUUAUGUUGUGUGUAAAGUAAAUGUGGAUUAUUUCUCGGACUUGCAAUAAAAUGCAGGUUUGUGUUGACUGCAGUGCGU